GCACUUCCGGGUUGGCGAGCCUGGAUUGUUGUUUUUUUUUUGUGGCGAGAAGUCUCCAUAUUCCGCUGAGAGGUUGCGGCGUCUCGGCUUUCUCGGUCUGAAGGAAGCCUCCUCCGCGCUUUCUAGCAGAGCCGAACGUGAAAGCCGUGAUCAAGAUGAUUGAAGUAGUUUGCAACGAUCGGCUGGGCAAGAAAGUUAGAGUGAAGUGCAACACUGAUGAUUGCAUCAGAGACCUUAAGAAGCUUAUUGCUGCCCAGACUGGUACUCGCUGGGACAAGAUAGUUCUGAAGAAGUGGUAUACAAUUUUCAAGGACCACGUGAUGCUGGCAGACUAUGAAAUCCAUGAUGGCAUGAACCUGGAACUGUAUUAUCAGUAGUGUUUGGUCAUAACAAGUGCUAUUUUUGCUCUUUUACCUUGUUCUGAAUUUUCAGUUUAUAGAUGGGUUACUUUGUGGUUUGACAUUAAGUCAGGAAUAUUUUAUCCUUGAUGGCAAUAAAUCAGGAAACCUGUAUUCAAACCUUGUUUUAUGUAUUUGUAUUGAAUAAAUGUGAUUGACACAUGUGCUCGAUGCUUCUUUAAAAAAUAUUAACCAUGGUGUUAGUGAAUGUGACUUUAAAAACACAGCUGUCAGGAGAUAAGCAAGAAAGUGCCCCCCCCCCCUACAGUUUCAUUUAGCUGAUAGCUAAUCUUGAAAAAUAUUUGAACUUGCCAGAAUUUGCCAUCACUUGCAUUAAACAUGACCUCCACAUUUAGUGUUGUCAUGUUACUGAAUAUUGUUCAUUCAAUUAUUAUCCAAGGGUGCAGAAUUCUUGGACAGAUUCAGUAAACGUAUACUGGUAGUUGUUGUUGAGACAGUCUGUCUUCUAGGUAAUUCAAUCAUUUCCCCUUCAAAUCAGCUAAAGGUAUUCUUAAUCCUGAUAUGUGACAGAUCAAACAACCUAUGUAACUAAUUGCCAGGCAAAAGAAGGCUGAUUAAAAACUAAAAUCAAUUUUGUAGCAUGAAUUCCUGGCUCAAGUGUUAAGCAUGUGGCUAAGAAAAAUAUGUUUCCCCAUUAUCUGGAAAUUAGGUGAAUUUCACAAGAGAUAAUUAAAACCAGUCUUAAGAAAAGUCUAAACAUGACUUUUUAUCUUUAGUAGUUACAGCAAAAACAGUAUUGAAAAGAAUUAUAAAAUUCUCCUAAGAUCACAGCUGAAAGUUGAACUUAAACUUUUAGGCAGAAAAUAAAUAUUGGUCUGCCCCUAAUUUAGAGGACUUCUGCUAUAGGUACUAAGCUGAAUAAACCACACAAUUUACUGUGUACGAUGAGUAUAAAUGCCAGAAAUAGUAAUGAGAAGAAAGAAAGAAACCAGUGCUAAAUGUUGAUUAUCCCUUUAAAAGCCAUUUUUUUUUCUGAUAAUCUCCUCAGUCUCCACUCUUUCUUUACUCCUCCCCCUUACAGUUUUUUGAAGAUUCAUCAGUUAAUUCUGAGGCUGUUGUGAGGCGGAAGGUACCGUUUCUUUUGUCAGCUUCUAUCCCCAUUUUUUUUUGCUCAUUUUUCCUCGAUUUCUGCUGGCUUUUCAAAAGAACAAAGGCUCUUUAAUAUGGAAAGGGGUGGGGGGUUGGAGGGAAUCUUUCUUUGCUAUUGGUUCCAGGAUAUAUAACUAUCUCUUGUGUAGAUAUAUUUUGGGGAAGUCUGAAUUCUGGCUGAAAUUGUGGUCUUGUAAAAGUAGACUAGCUGCUCACCAAUAUCUUAUUACAUUUAAUAGGAGAGGGCAGUGCCAGUUUAAAGUCGUGCUUUAGGUCUGUUAUGGGGGAAGAAUCUACUUUGGUUUCUAUUGUAUGUGAUGAUCUUAGCAAAGGAGAAUUAGGAAUGCAAUUCUGUUCUCUUUGACUUUGGGGCAUUGGAUCGUAUCUUUCACCAUCUUUGAACAAGGUGUUGCAUUGCAUAUAUUGUAUCCAGUGAUUUGGCUGGUUGUUUCUAGAAAUAAAGAUUAGAGAAACCAUGGCCCAUUGGGUCAUUUCUGUGAGACUUCUUUAUCUAAACCAAUGUAGAAUAGCCAUGGGUAGGCAAAAAAGCAAUGGAAGUGGAAUGAAUUCCAACUUCCUGCGAGCUGCCCCAUUGACUUUGCUUGUGGGAUGUUGACAGGAGCAUUAGAAAUUGCAAUAAUGUGACUGGCUGCAGUGUGAUGCUGCAGUGGCCACAACUUUGCCAAUACAAAUGGUGUGAAGAUCCUUGAAAUUUCAAUCCCACUGGAAUAACAGGUCCUGGAUUUUGGAUGCAUUUUUAAGUUAGCCUACUUGAGAUAUCUUAGUUCAAAAAAUGUUGUCCGAUGAUGCAUGGUUUUGCCCAAUUGAAGAUUAUAAAUAGAUAGGGGAGUUUUAGUAGCAUAAAUAGAUGAAGAUUUUUGCGCUUUGGCAGUACUCAUGGCUCAUUUAACAUAUAAUGAAGCUACUAGGAGGCAAUAAAUGU
This is a messenger RNA of Thamnophis elegans (Western terrestrial garter snake), 2451 nucleotides long. RefSeq names its product ubiquitin like 5 (gene UBL5). Gene Ontology annotation, biological process: protein modification process; mRNA splicing, via spliceosome. Bases 156 to 377 code for a protein of 73 amino acids. The transcript is spliced from 5 exons. Gene Ontology annotation, molecular function: protein tag activity. The record is from RefSeq and is a predicted model, not a curated record. Gene Ontology annotation, cellular component: nucleus; cytoplasm. Lineage: Eukaryota; Metazoa; Chordata; Lepidosauria; Squamata; Natricidae.